Messenger RNA from Macadamia integrifolia, 1275 nucleotides. Its product is annotated as tetraspanin-18-like. Bases 217 to 1101 code for a protein of 294 amino acids. The record is from RefSeq and is a predicted model, not a curated record. Lineage: Eukaryota; Viridiplantae; Streptophyta; Magnoliopsida; Proteales; Proteaceae. The transcript is spliced from 6 exons.
AGUUGGACUUGGAUUGACCGAUGACCUCAUGAUCGGAUCGCUGUUCUUUCCCUUUUCUGUUAUUUUCUUACAGAGGAUUAUUUUUCUAAAAACCUAAAAAUUUGGUUUAAGGGUUCAAUUUAGUUGGUGAUGAUGAUAACCAGAGAGUUGUAAUUUCCAAGGAAUUCAAUCUUUGGGUUCUGGAUUGCAAAUCUUUGAAGAAAAAGAAAAAAAAAAAUGCGAUCUAAUAAUCUCUAUCAAAGUUGUCUGGCUUUCCUCCUCAAAUUCCUAAAUUUCCUUCAAACCUUCGUGGGUUUUUCCAUCAUAAUCUAUUCCGUAUGGAUGCUCAAUCAAUGGAAAAGGCACAAUCCGAUUCCUCAACCUCCAGCUCCGUCUCCAGAAUCUUCACUGGACAUGUUUAGGGUUUCUGGGCAAGAUCUUCCUUUGAAUCUCGCGGUAAAUAUGGUUUCUGGCCUUGAAGAUGGACUUGGGUUCGGCCUCAAAACCCUUCCUUCUCCUUGGUUCAUAUACUCUUUCCUGGGUAUUGGCAUUAUAUUAUGUUUGAUUACUUCUAUUGGUCACAUUGCUACUGAAGUAGUAAAUGGAUAUUGCCUGUGUUUUUAUACUCUAUUGACUACUAUACUCAUGAUACUAGAAGCUGCUUUUGUGGCUUUUGUUUCAGUUGACCAUCAGUGGGAAAAGGAUCUUCCUUGUGAUCCUACUGGGGAACUUGCUAGUCUUCGAGCAUUUAUUGAAGAAAACUUUGAUAUAUGUAAAUGGAUUGGCAUAACUGUAGUUAUAAUUCAGGCUCUGUCCCUACUAUUGUCCAUGAUCCUACGGGCUGUGGUCUCUACUAGGAGAGGAAAGGAUGACAGCAGUGAUGAUGAUUGCACUAUUAUUAGGGGUAGAACUUGGCAGCCACUAUUACAUCCACAUUCAAUCCCGACCGCUGGUUCAAGUUUGGCAGAUGGCAAAGCAGUUCACUCUGACAUUUGGAGCAACCGAAUGAGAGAAAAGUAUGGAUUGAACUCGGGGGAUAUUAAGUAUAAUUUGCUGGAUCAGAAUCUUAAUGCAAAUUCAAAUACAGGAAGUGAAGAUCGAGGAGGAUGUUCUAUUUUGUAACAUGAAAAAUAGCUCCGAAGCACUUUGUGCCUUAUGAGCUUUUGUCAGUAAUGCAAUUCUGACUACUUCGUAAUUCUUUAUUCUUGGUUUCUUUCUUGGUUUCUUGUUAGAAGAAACUGUGAAUGCGUAUAUAGCACCAUAGAUAUGGAUAAAGAGCAUUUGAUUGCUAUAUCA